Messenger RNA from Phalacrocorax carbo (great cormorant), 13338 nucleotides. Lineage: Eukaryota; Metazoa; Chordata; Aves; Suliformes; Phalacrocoracidae. The record is from RefSeq and is a predicted model, not a curated record.
AUGUCUGUCUUUCCUUUUGACUCACUAGCCUUUGGAUCACAUUCAGACUUUGUUCCAUUAAAGAAAAGCAAGCAUAAUUCAGCAGAAAACUUUGGAAUUUAUUAUAGUACAGGUAUUAAUACUGUUGGCUCAGGCACGCUGACGGCAGAGACCACGAAGCAAAGCCCAGCUCCCAGCGCGCCCAGACCCCAGCCAUCGGCGCCCACCUACAGCACGUCCCCUGCCUCAGGGAACACCGAGGCCAGCCUUUCGGCCACGCUGGCUGCCAGUGUGGGGACGCAGGCAACGCGACACACCUCCAGACCCCUCAGGCCGGGGCAGGACACGACGGAGACGGGGUACACUUCAUCUUCCACGGGGAGCCCCGUGCCUGCCAUGAACACAGCCUCUGCGGCUACCCACGCCACCAGUGCUCCCAGUGAAAGACAAGGGCCCACCAGGAACCAGCAGGGCGGCACGACGCCUGAGCCCAACGCCAAGACCUCCCACUCUCUCCCUGCCACAUCCUUGCCGACCCCCUCCACCACGAGGAUGGUGGGUGGCAAAGGGAGGACAGAGACUGCACCCACGACACCAACUCGGGAAGAGAGCUCACGCGGGGUGCCUGCCGGCAGCGAGGUCACAAGCCCCACCUUCCCAACCACAAGGCCCGGCGCCACUGCCAUCGGCGUGGGCCCAGCCAGUGGCAGCGCUGCCUCCAUGUCCCUCAGGCCCGGCACAGCAGCAACCAGCCACUCCUCCUCCUCCUCCCCCUCUCCUUCGGGCGCCUCACCUGUAACUCACAGUCAGCACCAAAGCACCACCAGUGGCACCCCCGAAGCGGGCGUGGCCACCACAUCCCACCCACCCACGGCCCUCGCGUCCUCCGCUCCUUCCUCCACGGCUGGCGUUGAGAGCGUUGGCUCAGGCACGCUGACGGCAGAGACCGCGAAGCAAAGCCCAGCUCCCAGCGCGCCCAGACCCCAGCCAUCGGCGCCCACCUACAGCACGUCCCCUGCCUCAGGGAACACCGAGGCCAGCCUUUCGGCCACGCUGGCUGCCAGUGUGGGGACGCAGGCAACGCGACACACCUCCAGACCCCUCAGGCCGGGGCAGGACACGACGGAGACGGGGUACACUUCAUCUUCCAUGGGGAGCCCCGUGCCUGCCACGAACACAGCCUCUGCGGCUACCCACGCCACCAGUGCUCCCAGUGAAAGACAAGGGCCCACCAGGAACCAGCAGGGCGGCACGACGCCUGAGCCCAACGCCAAGACCUCCCACUCUCUCCCUGCCACAUCCUUGCCGACCCCCUCCACCACGAGGAUGGUGGGUGGCAAAGGGAGGACAGAGACUGCACCCACGACACCAACUCGGGAAGAGAGCUCACGCGGGGUGCCUGCCGGCAGCGAGGUCACAAGCCCCACCUUCCCAACCACAAGGCCCGGCGCCACUGCCAUCGGCGUGGGCCCAGCCAGUGGCAGCGCUGCCUCCAUGUCCCUCAGGCCCGGCACAGCAGCAACCAGCCACUCCUCCUCCUCCUCCCCCUCUCCUGCGGGCGCCUCACCUGUAACUCACAGCCCGCACCAAAGCACCACCAGUGGCACCCCCGAAGCGGGCGUGGCCACCACAUCCCACCCACCCACGGCCCUCGCGUCCUCCGCUCCUUCCUCCACGGCUGGCGUUGAGAGCGUUGGCUCAGGCACGCUGACGGCAGAGACCGCGAAGCAAAGCCCAGCUCCCAGCGCGCCCAGACCCCAGCCAUCGGCGCCCACCUACAGCACGUCCCCUGCCUCAGGGAACACCGAGGCCAGCCUUUCGGCCACGCUGGCUGCCAGUGUGGGGACGCAGGCAACGCGACACACCUCCAGACCCCUCAGGCCGGGGCAGGACACGACGGAGACGGGGUACACUUCAUCUUCCACGGGGAGCCCCGUGCCUGCCACGAACACAGCCUCUGCGGCUACCCACGCCACCAGUGCUCCCAGUGAAAGACAAGGGCCCACCAGGAACCAGCAGGGCGACACGACGCCUGAGCCCAACGCCAAGACCUCCCACUCUCUCCCUGCCACAUCCUUGCCGACCCCCUCCACCACGAGGAUGGUGGGUGGCAAAGGGAGGACAGAGACUGCACCCACGACACCAACUCGGGAAGAGAGCUCACGCGGGGUGCCUGCCGGCAGCGAGGUCACAAGCCCCACCUUCCCAACCACAAGGCCCGGCGCCACUGCCAUCGGCGUGGGCCCAGCCAGUGGCAGCGCUGCCUCCAUGUCCCUCAGGCCCGGCACAGCAGCAACCAGCCACUCCUCCUCCUCCUCCCCCUCUCCUGCGGGCGCCUCACCUGUAACUCACAGCCCGCACCAAAGCACCACCAGUGGCACCCCCGAAGCGGGCGUGGCCACCACAUCCCACCCACCCACGGCCCUCGCGUCCUCCGCUCCUUCCUCCACGGCUGGCGUUGAGAGCGUUGGCUCAGGCACGCUGACGGCAGAGACCGCGAAGCAAAGCCCAGCUCCCAGCGCGCCCAGACCCCAGCCAUCGGCGCCCACCUACAGCACGUCCCCUGCCUCAGGGAACACCGAGGCCAGCCUUUCGGCCACGCUGGCUGCCAGUGUGGGGAUGCAGGCAACGCGACACACCUCCAGACCCCUCAGGCCGGGGCAGGACACGACGGAGACGGGGUACACUUCAUCUUCCAUGGGGAGCCCCGUGCCUGCCACGAACACAGCCUCUGCGGCUACCCACGCCACCAGUGCUCCCAGUGAAAGACAAGGGCCCACCAGGAACCAGCAGGGCGGCACGACGCCUGAGCCCAACGCCAAGACCUCCCACUCUCUCCCUGCCACAUCCUUGCCGACCCCCUCCACCACGAGGAUGGUGGGUGGCAAAGGGAGGACAGAGACUGCACCCACGACACCAACUCGGGAAGAGAGCUCACGCGGGGUGCCUGCCGGCAGCGAGGUCACAAGCCCCACCUUCCCAACCACAAGGCCCGGCGCCACUGCCAUCGGCGUGGGCCCAGCCAGUGGCAGCGCUGCCUCCAUGUCCCUCAGGCCCGGCACAGCAGCAACCAGCCACUCCUCCUCCUCCUCCCCCUCUCCUGCGGGCGCCUCACCUGUAACUCACAGCCCGCACCAAAGCACCACCAGUGGCACCCCCGAAGCGGGCGUGGCCACCACAUCCCACCCACCCACGGCCCUCGCGUCCUCCGCUCCUUCCUCCACGGCUGGCGUUGAGAGCGUUGGCUCAGGCACGCUGACGGCAGAGACCGCGAAGCAAAGCCCAGCUCCCAGCGCGCCCAGACCCCAGCCAUCGGCGCCCACCUACAGCACGUCCCCUGCCUCAGGGAACACCGAGGCCAGCCUUUCGGCCACGCUGGCUGCCAGUGUGGGGACGCAGGCAACGCGACACACCUCCAGACCCCUCAGGCCGGGGCAGGACACGACGGAGACGGGGUACACUUCAUCUUCCACGGGGAGCCCCGUGCCUGCCACGAACACAGCCUCUGCGGCUACCCACGCCACCAGUGCUCCCAGUGAAAGACAAGGGCCCACCAGGAACCAGCAGGGCGGCACGACGCCUGAGCCCAACGCCAAGACCUCCCACUCUCUCCCUGCCACAUCCUUGCCGACCCCCUCCACCACGAGGAUGGUGGGUGGCAAAGGGAGGACAGAGACUGCACCCACGACACCAACUCGGGAAGAGAGCUCACGCGGGGUGCCUGCCGGCAGCGAGGUCACAAGCCCCACCUUCCCAACCACAAGGCCCGGCGCCACUGCCAUCGGCGUGGGCCCAGCCAGUGGCAGCGCUGCCUCCAUGUCCCUCAGGCCCGGCACAGCAGCAACCAGCCACUCCUCCUCCUCCUCCCCCUCUCCUGCGGGCGCCUCACCUGUAACUCACAGCCCGCACCAAAGCACCACCAGUGGCACCCCCGAAGCGGGCGUGGCCACCACAUCCCACCCACCCACGGCCCUCGCGUCCUCCGCUCCUUCCUCCACGGCUGGCGUUGAGAGCGUUGGCUCAGGCACGCUGACGGCAGAGACCGCGAAGCAAAGCCCAGCUCCCAGCGCGCCCAGACCCCAGCCAUCGGCGCCCACCUACAGCACGUCCCCUGCCUCAGGGAACACCGAGGCCAGCCUUUCGGCCACGCUGGCUGCCAGUGUGGGGAUGCAGGCAACGCGACACACCUCCAGACCCCUCAGGCCGGGGCAGGACACGACGGAGACGGGGUACACUUCAUCUUCCAUGGGGAGCCCCGUGCCUGCCACGAACACAGCCUCUGCGGCUACCCACGCCACCAGUGCUCCCAGUGAAAGACAAGGGCCCACCAGGAACCAGCAGGGCGGCACGACGCCUGAGCCCAACGCCAAGACCUCCCACUCUCUCCCUGCCACAUCCUUGCCGACCCCCUCCACCACGAGGAUGGUGGGUGGCAAAGGGAGGACAGAGACUGCACCCACGACACCAACUCGGGAAGAGAGCUCACGCGGGGUGCCUGCCGGCAGCGAGGUCACAAGCCCCACCUUCCCAACCACAAGGCCCGGCGCCACUGCCAUCGGCGUGGGCCCAGCCAGUGGCAGCGCUGCCUCCAUGUCCCUCAGGCCCGGCACAGCAGCAACCAGCCACUCCUCCUCCUCCUCCCCCUCUCCUGUGGGCGCCUCACCUGUAACUCACAGCCCGCACCAAAGCACCACCAGUGGCACCCCCGAAGCGGGCGUGGCCACCACAUCCCACCCACCCACGGCCCUCGCGUCCUCCGCUCCUUCCUCCACGGCUGGCGUUGAGAGCGUUGGCUCAGGCACGCUGACGGCAGAGACCGCGAAGCAAAGCCCAGCUCCCAGCGCGCCCAGACCCCAGCCAUCGGCGCCCACCUACAGCACGUCCCCUGCCUCAGGGAACACCGAGGCCAGCCUUUCGGCCACGCUGGCUGCCAGUGUGGGGACGCAGGCAACGCGACACACCUCCAGACCCCUCAGGCCGGGGCAGGACACGACGGAGACGGGGUACACUUCAUCUUCCAUGGGGAGCCCCGUGCCUGCCACGAACACAGCCUCUGCGGCUACCCACGCCACCAGUGCUCCCAGUGAAAGACAAGGGCCCACCAGGAACCAGCAGGGCGGCACGACGCCUGAGCCCAACGCCAAGACCUCCCACUCUCUCCCUGCCACAUCCUUGCCGACCCCCUCCACCACGAGGAUGGUGGGUGGCAAAGGGAGGGCAGAGACUGCACCCACGACACCAACUCGGGAAGAGAGCUCACGCGGGGUGCCUGCCGGCAGCGAGGUCACAAGCCCCACCUUCCCAACCACAAGGCCCGGCGCCACUGCCAUCGGCGUGGGCCCAGCCAGUGGCAGCGCUGCCUCCAUGUCCCUCAGGCCCGGCACAGCAGCAACCAGCCACUCCUCCUCCUCCUCCCCCUCUCCUGCGGGCGCCUCACCUGUAACUCACAGCCCGCACCAAAGCACCACCAGUGGCACCCCCGAAGCGGGCGUGGCCACCACAUCCCACCCACCCACGGCCCUCGCGUCCUCCGCUCCUUCCUCCACGGCUGGCGUUGAGAGCGUUGGCUCAGGCACGCUGACGGCAGAGACCGCGAAGCAAAGCCCAGCUCCCAGCGCGCCCAGACCCCAGCCAUCGGCGCCCACCUACAGCACGUCCCCUGCCUCAGGGAACACCGAGGCCAGCCUUUCGGCCACGCUGGCUGCCAGUGUGGGGACGCAGGCAACGCGACACACCUCCAGACCCCUCAGGCCGGGGCAGGACACGACGGAGACGGGGUACACUUCAUCUUCCACGGGGAGCCCCGUGCCUGCCACGAACACAGCCUCUGCGGCUACCCACGCCACCAGUGCUCCCAGUGAAAGACAAGGGCCCACCAGGAACCAGCAGGGCGGCACGACGCCUGAGCCCAACGCCAAGACCUCCCACUCUCUCCCUGCCACAUCCUUGCCGACCCCCUCCACCACGAGGAUGGUGGGUGGCAAAGGGAGGACAGAGACUGCACCCACGACACCAACUCGGGAAGAGAGCUCACGCGGGGUGCCUGCCGGCAGCGAGGUCACAAGCCCCACCUUCCCAACCACAAGGCCCGGCGCCACUGCCAUCGGCGUGGGCCCAGCCAGUGGCAGCGCUGCCUCCAUGUCCCUCAGGCCCGGCACAGCAGCAACCAGCCACUCCUCCUCCUCCUCCCCCUCUCCUGCGGGCGCCUCACCUGUAACUCACAGCCCGCACCAAAGCACCACCAGUGGCACCCCCGAAGCGGGCGUGGCCACCACAUCCCACCCACCCACGGCCCUCGCGUCCUCCGCUCCUUCCUCCACGGCUGGCGUUGAGAGCGUUGGCUCAGGCACGCUGACGGCAGAGACCGCGAAGCAAAGCCCAGCUCCCAGCGCGCCCAGACCCCAGCCAUCGGCGCCCACCUACAGCACGUCCCCUGCCUCAGGGAACACCGAGGCCAGUCUUUCGGCCACGCUGGCUGCCAGUGUGGGGACGCAGGCAACGCGACACACCUCCAGACCCCUCAGGCCGGGGCAGGACACGACGGAGACGGGGUACACUUCAUCUUCCACGGGGAGCCCCGUGCCUGCCACGAACACAGCCUCUGCGGCUACCCACGCCACCAGUGCUCCCAGUGAAAGACAAGGGCCCACCAGGAACCAGCAGGGCGGCACGACGCCUGAGCCCAACGCCAAGACCUCCCACUCUCUCCCUGCCACAUCCUUGCCGACCCCCUCCACCACGAGGAUGGUGGGUGGCAAAGGGAGGGCAGAGACUGCACCCACGACACCAACUCGGGAAGAGAGCUCACGCGGGGUGCCUGCCGGCAGCGAGGUCACAAGCCCCACCUUCCCAACCACAAGGCCCGGCGCCACUGCCAUCGGCGUGGGCCCAGCCAGUGGCAGCGCUGCCUCCAUGUCCCUCAGGCCCGGCACAGCAGCAACCAGCCACUCCUCCUCCUCCUCCCCCUCUCCUUCGGGCGCCUCACCUGUAACUCACAGUCAGCACCAAAGCACCACCAGUGGCACCCCCGAAGCGGGCGUGGCCACCACAUCCCACCCACCCACGGCCCUCGCGUCCUCCGCUCCUUCCUCCACGGCUGGCGUUGAGAGCGUUGGCUCAGGCACGCUGACGGCAGAGACCGCGAAGCAAAGCCCAGCUCCCAGCGCGCCCAGACCCCAGCCAUCGGCGCCCACCUACAGCACGUCCCCUGCCUCAGGGAACACCGAGGCCAGCCUUUCGGCCACGCUGGCUGCCAGUGUGGGGACGCAGGCAACGCGACACACCUCCAGACCCCUCAGGCCGGGGCAGGACACGACGGAGACGGGGUACACUUCAUCUUCCACGGGGAGCCCCGUGCCUGCCACGAACACAGCCUCUGCGGCUACCCACGCCACCAGUGCUCCCAGUGAAAGACAAGGGCCCACCAGGAACCAGCAGGGCGACACGACGCCUGAGCCCAACGCCAAGACCUCCCACUCUCUCCCUGCCACAUCCUUGCCGACCCCCUCCACCACGAGGAUGGUGGGUGGCAAAGGGAGGACAGAGACUGCACCCACGACACCAACUCGGGAAGAGAGCUCACGCGGGGUGCCUGCCGGCAGCGAGGUCACAAGCCCCACCUUCCCAACCACAAGGCCCGGCGCCACUGCCAUCGGCGUGGGCCCAGCCAGUGGCAGCGCUGCCUCCAUGUCCCUCAGGCCCGGCACAGCAGCAACCAGCCACUCCUCCUCCUCCUCCCCCUCUCCUGCGGGCGCCUCACCUGUAACUCACAGCCCGCACCAAAGCACCACCAGUGGCACCCCCGAAGCGGGCGUGGCCACCACAUCCCACCCACCCACGGCCCUCGCGUCCUCCGCUCCUUCCUCCACGGCUGGCGUUGAGAGCGUUGGCUCAGGCACGCUGACGGCAGAGACCGCGAAGCAAAGCCCAGCUCCCAGCGCGCCCAGACCCCAGCCAUCGGCGCCCACCUACAGCACGUCCCCUGCCUCAGGGAACACCGAGGCCAGCCUUUCGGCCACGCUGGCUGCCAGUGUGGGGAUGCAGGCAACGCGACACACCUCCAGACCCCUCAGGCCGGGGCAGGACACGACGGAGACGGGGUACACUUCAUCUUCCAUGGGGAGCCCCGUGCCUGCCACGAACACAGCCUCUGCGGCUACCCACGCCACCAGUGCUCCCAGUGAAAGACAAGGGCCCACCAGGAACCAGCAGGGCGGCACGACGCCUGAGCCCAACGCCAAGACCUCCCACUCUCUCCCUGCCACAUCCUUGCCGACCCCCUCCACCACGAGGAUGGUGGGUGGCAAAGGGAGGACAGAGACUGCACCCACGACACCAACUCGGGAAGAGAGCUCACGCGGGGUGCCUGCCGGCAGCGAGGUCACAAGCCCCACCUUCCCAACCACAAGGCCCGGCGCCACUGCCAUCGGCGUGGGCCCAGCCAGUGGCAGCGCUGCCUCCAUGUCCCUCAGGCCCGGCACAGCAGCAACCAGCCACUCCUCCUCCUCCUCCCCCUCUCCUUCGGGCGCCUCACCUGUAACUCACAGUCAGCACCAAAGCACCACCAGUGGCACCCCCGAAGCGGGCGUGGCCACCACAUCCCACCCACCCACGGCCCUCGCGUCCUCCGCUCCUUCCUCCACGGCUGGCGUUGAGAGCGUUGGCUCAGGCACGCUGACGGCAGAGACCGCGAAGCAAAGCCCAGCUCCCAGCGCGCCCAGACCCCAGCCAUCGGCGCCCACCUACAGCACGUCCCCUGCCUCAGGGAACACCGAGGCCAGCCUUUCGGCCACGCUGGCUGCCAGUGUGGGGACGCAGGCAACGCGACACACCUCCAGACCCCUCAGGCCGGGGCAGGACACGACGGAGACGGGGUACACUUCAUCUUCCAUGGGGAGCCCCGUGCCUGCCACGAACACAGCCUCUGCGGCUACCCACGCCACCAGUGCUCCCAGUGAAAGACAAGGGCCCACCAGGAACCAGCAGGGCGGCACGACGCCUGAGCCCAACGCCAAGACCUCCCACUCUCUCCCUGCCACAUCCUUGCCGACCCCCUCCACCACGAGGAUGGUGGGUGGCAAAGGGAGGACAGAGACUGCACCCACGACACCAACUCGGGAAGAGAGCUCACGCGGGGUGCCUGCCGGCAGCGAGGUCACAAGCCCCACCUUCCCAACCACAAGGCCCGGCGCCACUGCCAUCGGCGUGGGCCCAGCCAGUGGCAGCGCUGCCUCCAUGUCCCUCAGGCCCGGCACAGCAGCAACCAGCCACUCCUCCUCCUCCUCCCCCUCUCCUGCGGGCGCCUCACCUGUAACUCACAGCCCGCACCAAAGCACCACCAGUGGCACCCCCGAAGCGGGCGUGGCCACCACAUCCCACCCACCCACGGCCCUCGCGUCCUCCGCUCCUUCCUCCACGGCUGGCGUUGAGAGCGUUGGCUCAGGCACGCUGACGGCAGAGACCGCGAAGCAAAGCCCAGCUCCCAGCGCGCCCAGACCCCAGCCAUCGGCGCCCACCUACAGCACGUCCCCUGCCUCAGGGAACACCGAGGCCAGUCUUUCGGCCACGCUGGCUGCCAGUGUGGGGACGCAGGCAACGCGACACACCUCCAGACCCCUCAGGCCGGGGCAGGACACGACGGAGACGGGGUACACUUCAUCUUCCAUGGGGAGCCCCGUGCCUGCCACGAACACAGCCUCUGCGGCUACCCACGCCACCAGUGCUCCCAGUGAAAGACAAGGGCCCACCAGGAACCAGCAGGGCGGCACGACGCCUGAGCCCAACGCCAAGACCUCCCACUCUCUCCCUGCCACAUCCUUGCCGACCCCCUCCACCACGAGGAUGGUGGGUGGCAAAGGGAGGGCAGAGACUGCACCCACGACACCAACUCGGGAAGAGAGCUCACGCGGGGUGCCUGCCGGCAGCGAGGUCACAAGCCCCACCUUCCCAACCACAAGGCCCGGCGCCACUGCCAUCGGCGUGGGCCCAGCCAGUGGCAGCGCUGCCUCCAUGUCCCUCAGGCCCGGCACAGCAGCAACCAGCCACUCCUCCUCCUCCUCCCCCUCUCCUUCGGGCGCCUCACCUGUAACUCACAGUCAGCACCAAAGCACCACCAGUGGCACCCCCGAAGCGGGCGUGGCCACCACAUCCCACCCACCCACGGCCCUCGCGUCCUCCGCUCCUUCCUCCACGGCUGGCGUUGAGAGCGUUGGCUCAGGCACGCUGACGGCAGAGACCGCGAAGCAAAGCCCAGCUCCCAGCGCGCCCAGACCCCAGCCAUCGGCGCCCACCUACAGCACGUCCCCUGCCUCAGGGAACACCGAGGCCAGCCUUUCGGCCACGCUGGCUGCCAGUGUGGGGACGCAGGCAACGCGACACACCUCCAGACCCCUCAGGCCAGGGCAGGACACGACGGAGACGGGGUACACUUCAUCUUCCAUGGGGAGCCCCGUGCCUGCCACGAACACAGCCUCUGCGGCUACCCACGCCACCAGUGCUCCCAGUGAAAGACAAGGGCCCACCAGGAACCAGCAGGGCGGCACGACGCCUGAGCCCAACGCCAAGACCUCCCACUCUCUCCCUGCCACAUCCUUGCCGACCCCCUCCACCACGAGGAUGGUGGGUGGCAAAGGGAGGACAGAGACUGCACCCACGACACCAACUCGGGAAGAGAGCUCACGCGGGGUGCCUGCCGGCAGCGAGGUCACAAGCCCCACCUUCCCAACCACAAGGCCCGGCGCCACUGCCAUCGGCGUGGGCCCAGCCAGUGGCAGCGCUGCCUCCAUGUCCCUCAGGCCCGGCACAGCAGCAACCAGCCACUCCUCCUCCUCCUCCCCCUCUCCUGCGGGCGCCUCACCUGUAACUCACAGCCCGCACCAAAGCACCACCAGUGGCACCCCCGAAGCGGGCGUGGCCACCACAUCCCACCCACCCACGGCCCUCGCGUCCUCCGCUCCUUCCUCCACGGCUGGCGUUGAGAGCGUUGGCUCAGGCACGCUGACGGCAGAGACCGCGAAGCAAAGCCCAGCUCCCAGCGCGCCCAGACCCCAGCCAUCGGCGCCCACCUACAGCACGUCCCCUGCCUCAGGGAACACCGAGGCCAGCCUUUCGGCCACGCUGGCUGCCAGUGUGGGGACGCAGGCAACGCGACACACCUCCAGACCCCUCAGGCCAGGGCAGGACACGACGGAGACGGGGUACACUUCAUCUUCCAUGGGGAGCCCCGUGCCUGCCACGAACACAGCCUCUGCGGCUACCCACGCCACCAGUGCUCCCAGUGAAAGACAAGGGCCCACCAGGAACCAGCAGGGCGGCACGACGCCUGAGCCCAACGCCAAGACCUCCCACUCUCUCCCUGCCACAUCCUUGCCGACCCCCUCCACCACGAGGAUGGUGGGUGGCAAAGGGAGGACAGAGACUGCACCCACGACACCAACUCGGGAAGAGAGCUCACGCGGGGUGCCUGCCGGCAGCGAGGUCACAAGCCCCACCUUCCCAACCACAAGGCCCGGCGCCACUGCCAUCGGCGUGGGCCCAGCCAGUGGCAGCGCUGCCUCCAUGUCCCUCAGGCCCGGCACAGCAGCAACCAGCCACUCCUCCUCCUCCUCCCCCUCUCCUGCGGGCGCCUCACCUGUAACUCACAGCCCGCACCAAAGCACCACCAGUGGCACCCCCGAAGCGGGCGUGGCCACCACAUCCCACCCACCCACGGCCCUCGCGUCCUCCGCUCCUUCCUCCACGGCUGGCGUUGAGAGCGUUGGCUCAGGCACGCUGACGGCAGAGACCGCGAAGCAAAGCCCAGCUCCCAGCGCGCCCAGACCCCAGCCAUCGGCGCCCACCUACAGCACGUCCCCUGCCUCAGGGAACACCGAGGCCAGCCUUUCGGCCACGCUGGCUGCCAGUGUGGGGACGCAGGCAACGCGACACACCUCCAGACCCCUCAGGCCAGGGCAGGACACGACGGAGACGGGGUACACUUCAUCUUCCAUGGGGAGCCCCGUGCCUGCCACGAACACAGCCUCUGCGGCUACCCACGCCACCAGUGCUCCCAGUGAAAGACAAGGGCCCACCAGGAACCAGCAGGGCGGCACGACGCCUGAGCCCAACGCCAAGACCUCCCACUCUCUCCCUGCCACAUCCUUGCCGACCCCCUCCACCACGAGGAUGGUGGGUGGCAAAGGGAGGACAGAGACUGCACCCACGACACCAACUCGGGAAGAGAGCUCACGCGGGGUGCCUGCCGGCAGCGAGGUCACAAGCCCCACCUUCCCAACCACAAGGCCCGGCGCCACUGCCAUCGGCGUGGGCCCAGCCAGUGGCAGCGCUGCCUCCAUGUCCCUCAGGCCCGGCACAGCAGCAACCAGCCACUCCUCCUCCUCCUCCCCCUCUCCUGCGGGCGCCUCACCUGUAACUCACAGCCCGCACCAAAGCACCACCAGUGGCACCCCCGAAGCGGGCGUGGCCACCACAUCCCACCCACCCACGGCCCUCGCGUCCUCCGCUCCUUCCUCCACGGCUGGCGUUGAGAGCGUUGGCUCAGGCACGCUGACGGCAGAGACCGCGAAGCAAAGCCCAGCUCCCAGCGCGCCCAGACCCCAGCCAUCGGCGCCCACCUACAGCACGUCCCCUGCCUCAGGGAACACCGAGGCCAGCCUUUCGGCCACGCUGGCUGCCAGUGUGGGGACGCAGGCAACGCGACACACCUCCAGACCCCUCAGGCCGGGGCAGGACACGACGGAGACGGGGUACACUUCAUCUUCCAUGGGGAGCCCCGUGCCUGCCACGAACACAGCCUCUGCGGCUACCCAUGCCACCAGUGCUCCCAGUGAAAGACAAGGGCCCACCAGGAACCAGCAGGGCGGCACGACGCCUGAGCCCAACGCCAAGACCUCCCACUCUCUCCCUGCCACAUUAUUGGCGACAGCCCCUUUUACAUAUCUUAGGACAUCAGCACAUCUGAAUUCUUCUUUUACUGUAACUUGCUCUCCUAUCACUUUCUCCAUACAGCUGCAGAACGUCACCAGUACAGUGAUACAGUUCAGUUGGAAACCACAAGGUGGCACAAGAGACAGUCCUUACAGAGUGCAUCUACGGGGAGGCUCUAUUGAGAUGGAGAGAAGCCUAAAUGAAACACGUACUGCAUUUGAAAAUCUGCUUUCUGAUCAUGAAUACCAAGUAUCCGUGGAUGUUUCAACUUGCUCUAAGAACAUCAGUACCUCCUUGACAGUUCGGACAGCUGCUGAAGUCUUCAAUGGAACCACUAGGAUUACCAAUGAAGUUUUCAAAUCUGAAUAUCAGAACAAAUCAAGUAAAGCAUUUAAGGAAUUUGAAACUAAGUUCAUUGCGGAGGAAAGACUGUGA